AUGGCGGCGCAGCAGGAGGGCCAGUUCCUGCGCAUCGAGCGCCGCCCCGGCGGCUACGCGCUGGUGGUGCUGUGCCGGGAGCCGGUCAACACUAUGAAUCUGGCCUACUGGCGCCAGCUGACCGAGACGCUGGAUGAGCUGGAGGGCGACCCUGAGGUGCGCGGCAUCAUCUUCUGCUCCGGCCUGAGGCGCGACGUCUUCACCGCCGGCAACGACAUCAACGAGCUGUAUGCCCCGCUCACCUCCCGGGAGCGCUACAGGGAGUUUUGGCUGGUUAGCAACCGCUUCCUGGCUCGCCUGUACACCUCGCCCUUGGUCACGGUGGCCGCCAUCCGAGGCGCCUGCCCUGCUGGCGGCUGCUGUCUGGCCAUGUGCUGCGACUAUCGCGUGAUGACUGAAGCAGGGAGCAUAGGGCUGAACGAAGUGGCUCUGGGCAUCUCGGUGCCCAAGAUGUGGGCAGGGCUCAUGGCUCGCAUCAUCGGCAUCGGCCCUGCGGAGAGGCUGCUUCAGUUUGCGGUGAUGCUGCAGCCGGAGGCGGCCAAGGAGGUUGGGCUGAUUGAUGAUGUGGCGCCCAAGGAGGGCCUGCUGGCGGCUGCAGAGGAGGCCAUGGCACAGAUGCUGGUCUCCCCUGACUUCAGCCGUGCGGAAACCAAGCUGAACCUGCGCGGCGACUAUGCUCAGCAGUGGGCGGCGUAUGCAGAGCCGGAGGCCGAGGGCGCCUGGGAGAUGCUCUGCUCGCCGGCGGUGGUGGGCCAACUGGGCGCUGUGCUGGAGCGGCUGUCGGGCGGCAAGAAGAAGGCGUCGGGACACAGCAGGCUGUGA
Molecule: messenger RNA, 822 nt
Organism: Chlorella variabilis
Lineage: Eukaryota; Viridiplantae; Chlorophyta; Trebouxiophyceae; Chlorellales; Chlorellaceae
Exons: 8
Coding region: 1-822 (273 amino acids)
Biological process (GO): fatty acid beta-oxidation
Cellular component (GO): mitochondrion
Molecular function (GO): enoyl-CoA hydratase activity
Source: RefSeq, a predicted model, not a curated record